AUGAUGAGCUCCAAAGAGGAGGAAACUCUCCGUUUUUUCCAGUAUGUUGAGGAGAACGGGCUGAGAGCCUACAACGGCUUGGUAGCUCAGAACCUGGACCACGCCAGGAAUGAGAGAAAUAGGACAUUCCUGCAGGAGAAAAACGACAAGAAGAGAAAACAGGAGGAAGCCAUACGGAGGACAGGUGAGGACAUUGAGACCGAAGGCAAGCACUUGUGUAUGGGCUCCAUUACAAUGCCGGACCCCCAGGAACGCAUGCCCAUGCCCCACCCUCAUGCCCUCGCCUGUGGGCAGGGCUUCUCCGUACGCUCCCAGUCCCUCCACUCUGUCGGUGGUGGGAACAGUGGGGGCGGAGGAGAGGAGGAAGUAGGAAGCCCGACCUCUAGGAAGCAGCCCCCACCCAAGCCCAGGAGGGACCCGGCCACCAAGCUGAGCAUGUCGUCUGAGGCGGUGGACCACAGUCCCACAUCCACCUGCCGCGGGGAGAGAUGUGACGCAGCUCAAGGAUGCAGUGAGGACUGCAGGAGGGUGCCUCCACCCAAACCUAAGAGGAACCCCAACACACAACUGAGCGUUUCCUUCGAUGAGUCCUACAUCAAGAGCCACGUAGGCGGCGGGGUUUGCCCCUCCAGAGCCCUCCACCACGUGACCUCCCCCUACGAACGCAACUACUCGCCUCCGCAGAGCGAUGAGAGCCCUACAGACGACUGUGAAGACGAGCCUGUCUACAUCGAGAUGGGCGGUAUUGAUGUCGGCCCACGGGAACCCUUGAAGAGUGAGGACGAGGAGCCAGGAGAGUCUGUGUACGAGGAGAUGAAGUACCCAGCUCUGGAUGAUAUGGAGUACCGCACGGACCCCGUGGGGUGUCGCUCCGCGUGCCCCACGCCGGCGCCCUAUGACCCUGAACCUCUCAGUCGCUGCUCCACCCCACGAAACAUUCCACUCUGUGACAUUCCUGCACCCUUUCCCAAUUUACUUACCCAUCGGCCUCCGCUGCUGGUGUUCCCACCGGCGCCGGCCCAGUGCUCGCCAAACUCAGACGAGUCUCCCCUCACCCCUCUAGAUGUAACCAAAUUGCCCAUGAUGGAGAACCAAUCCUACAGCAAAUCUCCAACAUCCUCCAGCGAGCUACCCUCCUCUGCACACAUACGCAGGGAACUCACUGCCACCCCAACCCUCACCGUGUCUGGCCGCUCUUCUGCGCCUCCUCUACCCUGUACCCUCUACAAAUCCUCCUCCUCGUCCUCCUAUCAGCGCAGCCAUUCAGCUUGCCCGUCGCCAGUCAGCAUGGGCCGCUGUCUCACCCCUCUCAGCCUCAUGCGUACACCUCCCUUUGACGCUCCAAUGCCAUUCCCUGGCGGUCUGCCGCGGAGUGCCUCUGCAACCCCUCACGGCAAAGGCUCGCCACCUCAAGACGGUGCGGGUCGACUCCAUGGCUCCAUGCAGAAUGUGUCAACGGGGCGUUCACGGACACCCACCAGCCCACUGGAUGAACUCACCAACCUGUUCACGACUGGCAGGAACAUGCUGAAGAAAAAUGCCAGUGGAAGGAAGUCUAAAGAGCCUGGAGAGACCGAGUCCAAAAGCAAGUCUCACAGUGAGUCCAAGCGUGAGGGCAAGGAGCGCCACAGCCACGGUCACAGCAAGGAGUCCAAGAGAGACUCCAAGGAUCGCCACAGGAUAGCAAGGACAAGGGCUGCAGCAGUGUAG
Molecule: messenger RNA, 1710 nt
Organism: Cyclopterus lumpus (lumpfish)
Lineage: Eukaryota; Metazoa; Chordata; Actinopteri; Perciformes; Cyclopteridae
Product: neuronal tyrosine-phosphorylated phosphoinositide-3-kinase adapter 2-like
Exons: 5
Coding region: 1-1710 (569 amino acids)
Biological process (GO): phosphatidylinositol 3-kinase/protein kinase B signal transduction; neuron projection morphogenesis
Source: RefSeq, a predicted model, not a curated record